Felis catus (domestic cat) is the source of this 1685-nucleotide messenger RNA. It is a transcript of the gene GNB1L, whose product is annotated as G protein subunit beta 1 like. Gene Ontology annotation, molecular function: protein binding. The transcript has 7 exons. The record is from RefSeq and is a predicted model, not a curated record. NCBI's taxonomy places the organism in Eukaryota, Metazoa, Chordata, Mammalia, Carnivora, Felidae. The coding region runs from base 155 to 1201 and encodes 348 amino acids.
AUGGACCAGGUCUCUCUUGGGGUCACAUAUGCCCUCCUAGUGGAUCCCUGGAUUGAGCGGCCCUGCUGUGGGGACCCCGUAUGCGUGCAUACGACCAUGGAGCAGAAGAGCACAGCCAGCAGUGCUCCUGGUGGUAACUGCACCUCCUCCCAGUAUGGCAGCCUCGCCGCUCCCACCGCCAGACCCGCGGUUUGUCCUCCGAGGUACCCAGUCGGCAGUACAUGCGCUGCAUUUCUUCGGAGGAGCCAAAGGGCAGGGGCAGCCGCUCCUCCUCUCAGGAUCCCUGAGUGGGCUGGUGCACAUCUGGAGCCUGCAGACACGGAGGGCGGUUGCUACCCUGGACGGCCAUCGGGGCCAGUGUGUAACCUGGCUGCAUUCAUUGCCCCAAGGGCACCAGCUCCUCAGUCAGGGCCGGGACCUGAAGCUGUGCCUAUGGGACCUGGCGGAGGGCAGAAACGCUGUCGUGGACUCCAUGCGCCUGGAGAGCAUGGGCUUCUGCAGGAGCACCGUCCUGGCCAGGGGUCAGAGGCACUGGAUGCUGGCCAUGCCGGGGAGAGGCAGUGACGAGGUUCAGAUUCUGGAGAUGCCAUCCAAGACGUCAGUGUGCACCCUGAAGCCGGAGGCAGAUGCCAAGCCGGGCAUGCCCAUGUGCCUGGAGCUGUGGCAGGCCGAGUCCAGUCCCCGCCCACUCCUCCUGGCCGGCUAUGAGGACGGAUCAGUGGCCCUGUGGGACGUCUCUGAGCGGAAGGUGUGCAGCCGUGUCGCCUGCCACACAGAGCCCGUCAUGGGCUUUGACUUUGACUCCCAAAAGGCCAGGGGCGUCUCGGGCUCUGCGGAGAAGGCGCUGGCUGUCUGGAGCCUGGAUGAGCAGCAGGCCCUGCAGGUAUGCAAAACUCAUGAACUCACCAAUCCCGGGAUUGCUGAUGUCAAGAUCCGGCCAGACCGCAAGAUCCUGGCCACUGCAGGCUGGGACCAUCGUGUCCGUGUGUUUCACUGGCGGACAAUGAAGCCACUGGCUGUACUGUCCUUCCACAGUGCUACUGUCCACUGUGUGGCCUUCGCUGCCAAUGGCUUGCUUGCUGCAGGGUCCGGGGAUCAGCGCAUCAGCAUCUGGUCACUCUACCCGAUUAGCAGUGACUCAUCCACUCCCUUAUCAGGACAUGUGGAGGACACGGAGGUGGGAGCCCAUGCCUUGGCCUGACCCAGGCAUGUAGUAACCGUGCAUCAGGACCCUUGAGGACAACCAGUCACAGUUAUCUUCCUCCAGUUACGAGAGGUGUCCAGUCCUUGGAGUCCUCAUUUUCUUCACAAGGCUUGGGUUUCCUUUUUUUUUUUUUUUUUUAAUUUUUUUAAAUGUCUUUAUUUUUGAGAGAGAGAGAGAGAGAGAGAGAGGGAGACACAGGAUCCGAAGCAGGCUCCAGGCUCUGAGCUGCCAGCACAGAACCCGACACAGGGCUUGAACCCACGAACCGUGAGAUCAUAACUUGAGCCUAAGUCAGACACUCAACCAACUGAGUCACCCAGAUGCCCCGGCUUAUGUUUCCUUUUGUGAAAUACAGCCUCUGUCUGACAGUGACUGCAGUUUACAAAGAGUAACCGGGCCAGACACCUGGGCAUCUGUGGUCCAGGUGAGAGGCCAACCUGGGGAUACUAUUUUAUAAUAAACUUCCGGUUGCAAACCUGCA